AUUAGAACUUGUGAAGUGCAUAUCUCAGAUUUAUUUUCAAAUUAAAUUAUUAGCCGGAAUAAUUGAAAAAGAAACCACAACAAUACUGCCACAGACAUGGUGUACGACAUGACGCAUAUGGUGCCGUCGCAAAAUAUAGCCUUGGGCCGUUACUAUUUGCAAGAUUUGAAUAAUUUAAAUAAUAAUGUCGAGAAUGAAGAUUAUGCCGAUUUCGAUUUUGAUAAACGAUAUCAGGCGCGUAUGGAUUGCGAAACGCCAAUUAGUCCUCAAUCCAGCAGCAGCAGUAGACCUGCUCCACCACCUACACCAGCUCCUAGGCGACGUACCACGCCCAUUACACAUUUAGAUCCAGCCGAACUAGUGGGUUUAUCUCGAGAAGAAAGACGUCGUCGUAGACGUGCCACAUUAAAGUAUCGUACAGCUCAUGCUACUAGAGAACGUAUACGCGUGGAAGCUUUUAAUGUUUCUUUCGCUGAACUACGUAAAUUAUUGCCAACUUUGCCGCCUGAUAAAAAACUGUCAAAAAUUGAAAUCUUAAAAUUAGCUAUAUGUUAUAUAGCCUAUUUGAAUCAUGUUUUAGAAACUCCAUAAGAAGUAUUUAAAUGUUGCGAAUUAAAGUUCUAUCAACAUAAAUUAAUUUCCAAAGUUUUACUUUAUCCGUUUGAAGUCUGAGAAAUUAGGAUUUCAAAAUAACUUUCAAAACAAUUCAAUAAUACUAUCAUUAUUGUGUUAGUCAGAAGUAGUUAGAACUGAUCAGAAAAUAGCAGUAUUUUGAAAUUUUAAGAAAACUUGAAAUAAUGACGGCAACGGAAAUAUAUUUUUUCUCUUAAAACCCUUUAAAAGAAAUAAGUAUUCAAAAAAAUUAUUACAUAAUUCCACUAAAGCCAAACAUACUUUUGUCUUUACGUAAUAAACAGUCAAAUUAUUAAAUAAGUUUAAUUUUAAGCAUUUAAAUAAAACAUAAUAUAUAUUAUUUUUAUUUUAACUGUAUGUGAUAUGUGUAUAAUAAAUUUAAUAUUAAUAAAAAAUUAAAGCAA
Lucilia cuprina (Australian sheep blowfly) is the source of this 1037-nucleotide messenger RNA. RefSeq names its product helix-loop-helix protein 1 (gene HLH4C). The record is from RefSeq and is a predicted model, not a curated record. Gene Ontology annotation, biological process: regulation of transcription by RNA polymerase II. Lineage: Eukaryota; Metazoa; Arthropoda; Insecta; Diptera; Calliphoridae. The transcript has 2 exons. Gene Ontology annotation, molecular function: RNA polymerase II cis-regulatory region sequence-specific DNA binding; protein dimerization activity; DNA-binding transcription factor activity, RNA polymerase II-specific. The coding region runs from base 97 to 591 and encodes 164 amino acids.